Messenger RNA from Cyprinodon variegatus (sheepshead minnow), 2865 nucleotides. It is a transcript of the gene pip5k1bb, whose product is annotated as phosphatidylinositol 4-phosphate 5-kinase type-1 beta-like. The transcript has 15 exons. The coding region runs from base 338 to 1936 and encodes 532 amino acids. Gene Ontology annotation, molecular function: phosphatidylinositol kinase activity. Gene Ontology annotation, biological process: phosphatidylinositol metabolic process. The record is from RefSeq and is a predicted model, not a curated record. Lineage: Eukaryota; Metazoa; Chordata; Actinopteri; Cyprinodontiformes; Cyprinodontidae.
AAGGAAGAAAAAAAAAAGGAGGCAGGAACAGACAGUGGAGUUAGACAGGCUGUUACUCUACAGCUGUACAGUGCAGCAGAUCAGCUGUGGAAGAAAGUACAGCAAACAGUGAACAGCCGGACCGCAUUCAUCCAUCUGCUGGAGGCUGGAGAAGGCUGUCUGCGAGGACUGCAGCAGACUGCCUGGGAAACAUCUCUGCAGGAUCAACCAGAAGAAGACCGUUUCUGCUGUUUAUCAGGAAAACCCGCUGGAGGCUCUCCUGAUGAUUGCUCAACCUAAUAAUAAAGAGGUGUUGCCCUGAUUGCUGUUGGCCCAGCACAGCUUAUCUCUAAGCAAGAUGUCAACCGCAUCUGAAAGUAGGACGGAAGGGCCUCGCAGUAUGAGCCAAGAGAAAACAUACAAAAAGACCACGUCAUCGGCCUUGAAAGGAGCCAUUCAGCUGGGCAUCGGCUACACAGUGGGAAACCUCACCUCAAAGCCGGACAGAGACGUUCUUAUGCAGGACUUCUAUGUGGUGGAGAGCGUCUUCCUCCCUAGCGAGGGAAGCAACUUGACUCCUGCUCAUCACUAUCCAGACUUCCGCUUUAAGACAUAUGCCCCCCUGGCCUUCCGCUACUUCAGAGAUCUGUUUGGCAUCAAACCGGAUGAUUAUCUGUACUCACUCGUAAAUGAGCCUUUGAUUGAGCUGGCCAACCCGGGCGCUAGCGGCUCGCUCUUCUACCUAACCAGCGAUGACGAGUUCAUCAUUAAAACAGUGCAGCACAAAGAGGCCAAGUUUCUGCAGAGGCUGCUACCUGGAUACUACAUGAACCUGAACCAGAAUCCCCGCACGUUGCUCCCCAAGUUUUACGGCUUGUACUGCAUUCAGACGGGGGGUUUCAAUAUUCGACUGGUGGUGAUGAACAACGUGCUUCCUCGCUCUGUCAAGAUGCACUACAAAUACGACCUAAAGGGAUCAACCUACAAGAGGCGAGCGUCCAGGAAAGAGAGAGAAAAAGCCCGUCCCACCUACAAGGAUCUGGACUUCCAGGACAUGCACGAGGAGGGCCUCUACUUUGACACAGAGACAUACAACAACCUGAUGAAGACCCUGCAGAGAGACUGUCGGGUUCUGGAAAGUUUUAAAAUCAUGGACUACAGUCUGCUGCUUGGUAUCCACGUCCUGGACCACCGGGAGGGGGGGGAGUCGGCCCAGACUGGGGGAGACGGCAGGAGAAACGUAGGUCAGAGGGCACUUUACUCCACGGCCAUGGAGUCCAUCCAAGGAGACGGCAAAGCUGCGGAAGCCAUCCCCACGGAUAACACGAUGGGUGGCAUCCCAGCUAAAACACACAAAGACGAUAAGCUGCUCAUCUUCCUGGGUAUUAUAGAUAUUCUACAGUCAUACAGGUUCAUUAAAAAGUUGGAACAUUCCUGGAAAGCCCUGGUGUACGAUGGUGAUUCUGUUUCUGUCCACCGGCCCGGGUUUUACGCCAGCCGCUUCCUCAAGUUCAUGAGCACGCGGGUCUUCAGGAAAAAUCAUCCAAUUCGAUUCUCUCCCUCAAAGAGGACCCGAACCUCCAUCCCUGCUCUGAAGUCGUCCUCACAGGAGAUCCUUUCAUCGCAGGCGGAUGAGAGGCGUGAGGAGGAAAGGAGGGACAGGCUGGGAGGGGCCCGGAGCCUGGCCAGUCUGGACGGACAAGCUGUGUUUGGUUCAUUUCUGCGUCCUGAUCUGGUUCCUGCCAACCCGUCCUUCUACGAGGCCUCCUCCACGGGGACCAUCUCCAACGCUUCCAUCUAUGUAAAUGUGGAUAACCAAACAGAAGAGAGGUAUGAUAUUGCAUCCAGCUCUACAUUCACGCUGGAGGACAGCGCCAUCUGCCUCACUUCAGAGCAAAGCACCGUAGAUGUAGACAUAGAUCGGGACGAUGGAUCGGUUCUUGACGUGUACUUGUAAAGUUGUUUUUAAAUUCUUCAUUGCCUCCUGCUACGCAUAAGACAAUCUCCACACUCCAUUGGAUGCACCGGACUGGAAGUCGGUCUCCGCUAGCUCCGCUACAUCCACGAUGCCAUUUGUUGUUGCCAAUUCAAAAAGACAACCUCCGAACGCCUGUUUGGUUGACGGACGUCUUCGCCGUUAGAGCAGUACCAACGUGAGCCUUUCUACAGCACGUUUCAAAGCAGCCCUAUUAAGUUUUAUAUGUCUGUUGUUUUUUCAUCGAUUCGCAGCAUACAUUUCUUUUUCUGGUUACCAGAAAGACUUAAAUGUUUGCAGCAGGGAGGGCUGCUGCUAAGAAAUGUUUACAGUGAAUUUAUGGCAGCAUCUAAGGACUGCUCUAUGAAGGAUCAACUCACUUGAACAGACUUGAUUAUAAAAGCUCCUGAGGCCAAACACAGACUGUAACGUGGCCAAAUGUUCCUAACAAAACAGCUAUUUGUGCUGCAAAAGGAGAACACGAUGCUGAGAGUGAGACGAGACGGUUAGCUGAUCCUGGACGAUGCACUUGCUGCUGGCACUUUUGACAUUGGUCCCAAUUACUGUAAGAAACAUGUUCUUUUCUCUAAAGACAUUUCUUAGGUGGGUGGUCCACGAGACAAUAAGCACAGAGUCGGAUGUGUGAAAAUGCACUUUUUUUAUUUCUUCCUUCCUCUACAAAUGCACACCUGUUUUAUCGUUGAUACGACACGUAGAGGCACAGAAAGGAGCACUGCACAUCAUGUUUGAUGUGGAACUGCCAGCUUUGAGGUUGGCCUCAUGAUUGGGAUGCUUCUGCUCAGGACUCUCUGAAAUGGAACAAGUACAUUAUGAGACAUGAAUCCUACACAUGCAGCUCUCUGAUACCUCAUCAUGGCCAACUAUAAACGUUCAACUCCACAAUCAAGUCU